Arxiozyma heterogenica is the source of this 3828-nucleotide messenger RNA. RefSeq names its product Mga2p (gene MGA2). The record is from RefSeq and is a predicted model, not a curated record. The coding region runs from base 1 to 3828 and encodes 1275 amino acids. The transcript has a single exon. Gene Ontology annotation, molecular function: protein binding. NCBI's taxonomy places the organism in Eukaryota, Fungi, Ascomycota, Saccharomycetes, Saccharomycetales, Saccharomycetaceae.
AUGGCAGAUUUAAAAGAUUCUGCAGCUUCAAACAAUAAUAUUAGUAAUAUAAUAAUAAAUAUGGACAUGAAUUCGAUAGAUGAUAGUCCUGUAAUUGUUCAAAGAUCCCAUAAUAGUAAUGAGAAUAUUGUGGACAAGAGACAAUCUAACACAAUUGAAAAUUCCGAAUCACAGCAAAAUGAUGUGAUUAAGUAUGAAAGCAACGAUAUUCUUCAAUUAGAAAAUGUCAUAUUUAACCAAUACAUUUUAGAUCCAACAAGCAUAAACACUUCUCCAACUAGCAAACUUGAUACAGUAAUCCCACAAUUAGAUGGUGCCAUAACAACUCCUUCUUGUUUAACCUAUUUCGAGGUACAGAAUCAAAGCAAUUCAAUAAACGGUGGUCAUAGCAAUAAUUAUAGGCCCGUCGAUGAUAAAAUCUUCCAUAACUAUCUUUAUGCAGAUAAUGUUGAUAUAUCACCAUCCAAUAAUAACAACACUAAUUCUAUUCAUCAAUUUAUUCCACCAAUGGUAACUACUACUGUACCCUCCAAUAAUGCACAUUAUUCAAUUGAUGAGAAUGUAAUAAGGAUAGAUAAAUCUACCUCCUCAGUACCCUUACCAACAAAAAAUAAUAGUACAAAUAUAAACGUGAAUAAACAAAUAUCGAAUGAAACAAAUCCAUCAGAUUACAAAUCUGUACCAAAUCUAAUGGAACAAAAAUUUAAGACUUUAAUAGAAGAGACUUUGACAUUCGGACGUACUAAAGAAAUUACAUCUAGAUUUAUUGAUCCAAUUAAUUAUUUGAAUUUAGACGAAUCGACUUUAUCAUAUAAAUUAACUUUACAAGGUUUACCACAAGUUACACGUGUAGAAAAUCAACUGAAAUUAUCCUUGAUUCUAAGUCCCUUAAUAAGUGAUAAAUAUUUAAUUUAUUUGCCAAUUGACUCAAUAACACGUGAAAGGUUCUAUCUAUCAAAUGAUAUCAUUACAUAUCCUAAAAGCUUACAAGAACAAUUGCUCUACUUGGAUGCUUUUGUUUUAGACAAAAUGACAAAUAAAAACAUUGAAGUAUGUAUGAAAUGUGUAAAUAGAGAACAAAGAAGAGCAUCCCGUAGAAAAUCGAAGAUUAGUGAUAACCUUUUAUGGUGUAAUAAUAAGAAUAGAAGAGCCAUCAUUUUCAAUAACAAACAAAUUUCAUUAAUUGAACAAAUAGAUUCUAAUCACAAGAAGAUUGAAUUGACAACUAGAAUUGUUUGUUAUUGUAGACAUCAUAAAUCAGAAGAAGGUUUUAAAUUAUUAUUUGUUAUUAAAGAUUUUAUGGGUAACGUCCUAGCUAGGACUAUAUCAGAUCCAAUUAUUAUUACUGAUAGGAAACAACAAAUAUUAGAAUUGGCCCAAAAAAGUGCAAAUAAUAAGACAAAUGCUUCAAAUCCUCCUAUGGCAAAUGACAUACCAACAUUAUCUAACUCUGUUUCCUAUAACCCUCAUUCAGAUAUACCAAGCAAUAUAAAUUCUACUAUAAAUCCGUCAUCAACUUUCAAUGAAAGUUCUACUUCAAACUCAACAACUCCAGGGCACUAUUAUGACAAUAUAGAUCAUCCUUUCCAAGUGGUUAACCAAUUUGGCAAUUCAGAUCAUAAUUUAAGUACCCCACAACAAAAACAAAACUUUCCUAACAUUUAUCUAUCUCAGCAAAAUUUUACAUAUUCACCACAAACUCAGCUCAAUAGGAAUUAUAAUGUAGUUCAUGAUCCUUCAGGCAAAAAAAUAAUACCAUCACCAACCUCAAUGAGUGAGGACGGCUCUGAGACAAUUGCAACGGAGUUGUUGUACAAUAAAAAUAACAAUCCAAGUGUCAACUCUUUGACAUCGUCAAAUGACAUACAUGGUAAUUCAAGGAAAAGAUCCAGAGUAAGUAUGUCAGGUGUUACUAACCCAAGCAAUUUAAGAAGACAAUAUUCUGCUAAUGUGCAAAACAAUUUACACAAUAUGAGUGACAUCAAUCUUCGGCAACAGCAACAUCAGCAACAAUUGCAACAAUUUAAUUUACAAAUGUCCAAUAAACCAUCCAUUCAGCGUAUUAUUCCAUCCAAAGGACCCAUCAGUGGUGGUAUAGAAGUUACUUUACUUGGAGCUAGAUUUAAACAAGGCUUAAUAGUAAAAUUUGGUAACAACAUUGCACUGUCCACUCAAUGUUGGAGUGAAACAACUAUUUUGACAUAUUUACCUCCUGCCACGAGUGCAGGUCAGGUGUAUGUUACAUUACAUGAUCCAAAUAAUCCAGACAAUGGAGAAGGUAGCAUCAAUAAUAAUUUCCCUGAUGGUAUGAGUAUGAAUUCUAUCACUCAUCCUUCCCAAAAAGCUAUUUUCACUUAUAGAGAUGAAUCUGAUAGACAAUUGAUUGAAUUAGCAUUGCAAAUUGUUGGGUUAAAAAUGAAUGGGAAGUUGGAAGAUGCCAAAAACAUUGCAAAAAAAAUUCUAGAUGAUGAUAAUAGAAAUUUAUCUGCAAAUCAAGAUCAGUCAGUAAAUGAAACUAAUACUAAUAGUUAUUGUACAUUAAAUGAUUCUUCGAUGGUUGAAAACGAUGAACAAUUGAUAAUUAAAGUUAUUCAGUCAUUAAAUAAUACAACUUCUAAUUUAUCAAUGUGCAAUAGUGAAGGACGUACACUAUUACAUUUGGCAGCUUUAAAGGGCUAUCUGAAACUUUCUACUGUUCUGAUAAAAGCUGGUGUUCAUGUUGAUGAUAGAGAUAAAUUUGGUUUUACUCCAUUACAUUUUGCUGCAAUUGGUGGUAAUUAUAAAGUUAUUAGGUUAUUAUUAACAUGCCAGUCUAAUCCAUUGGCAUUAUCAAAUAAUGGAAUGACGGUUAGAAGACUGUAUGAAGAUAAUCAUAUAUCAGAUCCUGAGUAUGAGAAUGUCAUUGAUAUAUUAGAAUAUUACAUGGAUUCUGAUAUUCCAUUAAUAUCAAGAAGAAUAUCGCAAACCAGUUUUGACUCUAAUAUUUCCGCCAGUCAUUCUGAAUUAAGCCUAAAUGUGGAAGGAGAGCAUGUAUUACCGGAUAAUUUUAAUAGCUUUCAUGUCAUUUCAGAUUUGGAUCAAAGUUAUGAGGAGUAUGAAGAAGAAUUCAGUUUUAGUGAUGAAUCAGAAAUAACCUAUUCAAGUAGUGAUAAUGAUGAAAAUAUCUCUGCUUCAUUUGACAUCUCAGAGGAAUCUUCUGCAAGUGACACUGAGUCUUUGGAUUAUGCAAGUUCUAUGGAAUUUGACGUUGAAGUACCAACAGGCAAUUCUAACGAAAUAUCUAAUAAUGAGAAUGAUAAUACAAGUAUUAUGAAUGGAUCGAUGUCUGCAUGGAACAGAUUGUUGACUAGAAUAAAUGAAGAUUUACCCAAAUAUGAAGAUUUAUAUCCAAGGAAUUGGAUGAAUUCAAAGCCCAAAGAUACUACACAGGAAAUUAUAAAAGAUUCUUCCAUUGUUGCAAGGAACAGAAGAACUUCUGAAACUAUAUCAAUUACUUCUCAAAUGACAUCAGAAGAUGAUGAAGAUGAUGCUAUUCAAAAGAUAUUUAACCAGUUCUUCCAGACGAAUAGAUUAGCUAUGCAUAAGGAUAAAAUGUUAUUCUUUUUUUGGUUACCUGUUAUGGUAUUAUUAUUGGUUUGGGUUUUCUGGUUACAAUUUAAUAAAGAUAGCAAUAAUGUGGUUAGUAAAAUCAAUGGAUUGGUUCAGCAUUAUGUGGCGAUGGGGUUAGCAAAGAUUGUGCUUGGCAAUCAAAGAAUGAAAACUGUGUUCAGAAACAGUUUUAAUAAUUUACAAUCUUCAGGAAUACUGAAUGAUUUAAUAGUGGGAUAG